Messenger RNA from Puccinia triticina, 2040 nucleotides. RefSeq lists its product as uncharacterized. The transcript is spliced from 4 exons. Bases 1 to 2040 code for a protein of 679 amino acids. The record is from RefSeq and is a predicted model, not a curated record. Lineage: Eukaryota; Fungi; Basidiomycota; Pucciniomycetes; Pucciniales; Pucciniaceae.
AUGGCCCCAUCUACCUCUAGCAAUCGUUGUCUGCAUGGAAAUCUAACCUCAGUGCUCACCACCAAGUCUGGGUCACGCAUCGACAUUGAGCUCGAUGAACGGGUCGUUAAGGAGGAAGACGCCGACGAUGGGGCAUGUUGGCCAUCGACCUCGACCGGCAUCGGCAAGACCAAUACGGCUCGCGAGCGAGUCCAUCGUAUCAGAUUUCUUGGCGUCUGGUGUCGCUCGUUCCUCUCUGACCUCAAGGUAUGCUCGACACUGAAGCUUAACCUGCACGCGUACGAGCCCGACUUUGAUGCGACGGAAAAUCGUUGGGAAUUCAGGAACGGUGUACGCGCCAAGCUGCUGAUAGACAACCCGGCUGAGAAUCAGUUGCCCUUCAUUCUAAAGACGGUCGAUAUAAGUCCACGUCUUUCAGACGACUUAUCUGAUUCAUCAUCCAUUGCUGAACGGGCACCAGAUCCUCAAGCAGCCAUCUCAUCCACAAGUCACUCUAAACGCGGCCUCCAAGCCAGUCAUGAAGACCACAGAGAAACCAACGGUUCCACCAGAUCGACAGCCAAACGAACCCUGCCGGCGCGCGAUCAAUCUACUCCGUUGACGAAUCAACCAGGCUCCUCGUCAAACGGCCAAAACCCUCACAAACGGGUACACGUUGACUCUAGUCAACCGCUUCACCACCCUGACCAUCAUUCAGAUACUCAUCAGACCUCAACUCGUCCAAACUCCGCUGCCUCUCAUCCUUCGAAUCGUUCUAAUCCGAAUAAUCCUGCAAAUCAAUCCCGGCCAACUCCCUCACAACAAGCAUCUCCUCUUGCAAAUCCAUCCCGUCCAGCUCUUUCACAACUUCCAACGAAUCGCCCACCAGCCUCCCAGUCAGCGGUCAUACCGUUGAAGACGUUGAGGGAGAUAGAGCAGCUUCAAGGAGGACAGAAACAGUCAUUUAAUCUGAUAGCCCUGAUCGACGAUAAAAAGACGGAGAAGUGCGAGCGAGUUUCGGGUGGUACGUCGGAUUACAAGAUGACUCUCUAUGUCAGCGACUCGUCACGCAAUCCGGGCACGAGGAAUAUGACCUGCAACCUAUUCUGGAAGAAGGCUGAAGACUGUCCGCCUUGGGAGAAAGCGCUUUGGAAAGUGAUCUUCCUCUUCAACGUUCAUAAACGGCCUUCGUCAAUCUACGAUCCUCAGAUCAUCGGCCCUUCGAACCAGUUCCAAUGGGCACUCUGGUGUCCCGGAUACAUUGGCUCGGCCGAGCAAUUCCUCUCCUCCAACAAAAACAUCAAUCAAUUUUGUUCCCUCUUUGGCUCCUCUCCUGCUGAUCUCAAGGCCAAGGCUCUCGCCCUUUAUCAACCUUCAGGUGGCCAAUCUUCAGCCGCUCUUUCUCAAUCCUCCAUAGCCAUCUCCCAUUCGAUCCCUAUGACGAUCUCCGAGCUUGGACAUGGUCCACGCCAGAGAUUUGAUUUGUGUGUUGAAAUCAUUGAUCUGUGGGUCGAUGGAGAAGGUAGCGAUCGGCUGACAGUAACGGACUAUACCCGGAACCUGAUCCUGCACAUGCAGAACCCGGUGAUCCUGAUGGACGGACUGUCGAGCUCGUCCCCGAUAGCAGAUAUGCACCGAGAAGCCGGGGGGGAUGCGGACAAUUGGGCAUUGACAGAGAGUCGGCUUCUGACGGUAUACAUCGAGCAGCCGAUCCUACAGACAUGCUAUGGCCACUUCAGACAAUCUGAAACCAAUCAACUCUCAUCCGGAUCUGCACACGGCCACGACUACCGCUCCACCCUCCUCGGCCGCUUCGUUCGCCUCUCUCAACUCGACCUCCGCAUUCGGGCCGGUAGCACCAACAACGGCGUCACUUACGCUUUGAUGGCUAACCCCUUUAAACCCCGCGUUUCUAGGCCUGAUGAAAGCUUCGAAAUGGACGCCGACUCUCGCGCACUCCUCGCCGACAGAAUCGUACCCCUCUCCACCUCGGAACCCGCCUUUCAAAAGCUGUUGUGCGAUAAAGAGAUCUAUCAGCGCGAAUUGCAAGGAUCUGUCUGA